This is a messenger RNA of Mercenaria mercenaria, 2145 nucleotides long. RefSeq lists its product as uncharacterized. NCBI's taxonomy places the organism in Eukaryota, Metazoa, Mollusca, Bivalvia, Venerida, Veneridae. Gene Ontology annotation, biological process: positive regulation of DNA-templated transcription. The coding region runs from base 104 to 1822 and encodes 572 amino acids. The record is from RefSeq and is a predicted model, not a curated record. Gene Ontology annotation, cellular component: nucleoplasm; chromatin. Gene Ontology annotation, molecular function: ubiquitin-protein transferase activity. The transcript is spliced from 2 exons.
AAAAUCAAAUUUAUUGAGUUACUUUGUUUUGGACAUUCUUGGUGAUAGAAAAGUUGGUGUCUUGGAAUAGUUUGCAUAGUAUAUUAGUGAAGGACAGCCAGAUAUGGCAGUGUCAGGACGCAAAUUGUCAGAUUGUCAAGGCUCAAUAUCACUAGGAUCAGCAAAGGACUUUGACCACAGUUGUCAGCCUUGUCUUACCUUUGGUCAGCAUGUAGCAGCUGACGGAUUUUGUGUGGAAUGCCAGGAAUAUCUAUGCAAAACUUGCUUUGAGUGUCACAAGAGGAAAAAAGUCUCACGAAAUCACCAGCUUCUUGAUAAAGACAACGUUGGUAAACAUGCCAUUACCAGGAAAGAUUCUGAGGAAUGCACAGAAAAAUGUUCAGUGCAUAAAAAGGAAAUAAUCGAUUUUUUCUGUCCAACACACGAGUCUCUUGGCUGCAAUGACUGCAUCAUUUUGAAUCAUCGGACAUGCAAGAUUGACUAUAUACCUGUCAAAUGUGCAGAUAUAGGGGGCAGUGAGGAAUACAGGGUUAUCAUGGAGAAACUGAACGAGAAAAUGAAAGAUGCAGAGGAUAUCAUGAAGAAAGCUGAAGUAAGAGAUAAAGAGAUAGAUAAAUGCCAUGCUGGUAUUAUCAAGGAAAUCCUCAACUUCAGGAAGGAGAUAAAUGAACGCCUAGAUCAACUGCAACAAAAAAUUCAGAAAGAUGCUGACAAAAACAAAUCCAACGAUAAAAUAAUAAUUCAGAUAGUACUUGAUGAAUGUGCAAAUAUCUCUUCUGAUAUCAAGAAGUUACAGUCGACUUUACAGGCUCACAAGUCAUCACGACAGAACGGGCAUCUUUACAUCAACAUGAAACGUGCUGAGUCUAAACUGAAGUCAGAUGAAGUGCAGAAGGUAGAUGAAACUCUAGCGAAGACAAACAUACAGUGCUCAUUUGAACGGAACACUGAUCUUGAAAAUACAUUGUCCAAACAAAGUGUAUUUGGGAAUUUAAAACUCAGUACUAGCUUCGUCACAACGACAAAGAAGAAACAAAUUAAAACCCUAACGCGCAAAGAAGUUAUAAAUGUAAGAACAAAGUCAGAUAGUUGGUAUAGAUGCUAUAUCACAGGAUGUGCCAUCUUACCUUCUAACAAACUUGUACUGGCUGAUAACAAUGAAUGCAAGUUGAAAGUUGUAGACAGACAGAGUAAAACUGUGAUAGAAGAGAAAAAACUUGACUCCAAACCAUGGGACAUUGUUGUAUUGCCCCAGGACCAGAUUGCAGUAACAGUACCAGGAAACAAAGAAAUUCUUAUAAUGAAAACAGUUGGUAAACUGUCAACUGUCCGCAAGAUUCCAGUUAAAUGUGAAUGCUAUGGUAUAUUUUAUCAUCAAGAUCAUCUUUAUGUUGUUUGCAUGAACCCUAACAGUGUACUAGUACUUGAUACACAAGGUAAUGUCCAGAACACAAUCUCCCUGAAUAAUUACAUAUUUGAACGCCCACGAUCUAUUGUGGUAAGUGAGGAUUCCACACAUAUCUAUAUUGGUGACUGUCUUAGCAACUGUAUAGUCAGUAUAACAUUACAAGGUGAUGUAUCAGCUGUAUACAGACACAGGUAUCUUGGAGGACCAGAGGGAAUGGCGAUGUUAGAUGAUGGAUCGUUGCUGGUGUGUUGCUUCUGGAGUUGUACCAUUCAUCAUAUAUCAGGAGACUUGAAGCAAGGGCAGAUAAUGAAAGAUGUUAAACCGGUACCAAGGUCUAUAUGUUACAGUCAUCAUCACGAUGAAGUCUAUACUGGCUGCAUGGGUGAUUGGCUGAUAGUGUUUAGUAGGAAAUGAACAAUAACAACAGUUAUAUCUAAGUAAAUUAAUAAGUAAAUAACGAUGUAAAUGAUAUUACACUGAUUACAAACAGUACGAUAAAAUGAUAUACAAUUUCAGGUUUCUAAUUACAUUUUGAUUUAUCAAAACAAAGAAAUUAUUGAUAAUAAAUAUUUCAAAAUAUUUGACUUCUAUGCAAAAUAAUUCUGUACACAAAAUGAUUAUAUAUAGAUGAAAAUAUAAAAGCCAAAUGAUAAGUAAUGUUAUUUAAUGUUACUGUACAAUUUGUUUGUAUUUCAUGAAACCUGAUAUAUUUAGAUUAUACGCAUAUACUAGUCUGA